ACCCAAACACCCGUGGAGACAGCAGGACAAGGAAAAUUGGAUGGCUGAGUGAGAACUGGUUGUUCAAAAGAUUCACGCUCGUGGCUGAGGAUUACAGCAUGUCUAAAGAAAUGCAAGAACUGCAGAAGCAAUGGCACUCCAUGGUGCAGUCCAUCCAUAGCAACUCAAAUGUUGUUGCAUUUAUGAAUUCUCGUGUUGGCCAAUAUUUAGAUGACCAUCCUUUUGUUGCCUUAUCGCUCCUGAUGUUUAUUGCAGUGUCUGCUAUUCCCGUUGCAUUUUUCCUGAUUUUUGUUGUUACAACAGCCCUAAUGGCCUGUGUCGGUGUGAUAGUCAUGGAAGGUGUUAUAAUAGCCAUAGGUGGCAUAGCCCUCCUCUGUGUGCUGUGUGGCCUGGGUGCACUUUCACUGGGAGUUUCUGGAGUACUUAGUGUUUGUUAUGUCGUUCUUUCAACUCUGGUCAACUACUGGUAUGCUUCAAGGGGUCAGAUAAAGAAGCAAGAAGUUAAUGGAAGUUUGCCACAGAAGAGUCCUUCUGUCUUGGAUCUUUCUGCCAAUAAUGGAAAGAAUGAAUAA
Haliaeetus leucocephalus (bald eagle) is the source of this 572-nucleotide messenger RNA. It is a transcript of the gene LDAF1, whose product is annotated as transmembrane protein 159. The transcript has 5 exons. The coding region runs from base 99 to 572 and encodes 157 amino acids. The record is from RefSeq and is a predicted model, not a curated record. Lineage: Eukaryota; Metazoa; Chordata; Aves; Accipitriformes; Accipitridae.